Messenger RNA from Thunnus maccoyii (southern bluefin tuna), 2738 nucleotides. RefSeq names its product UDP-GlcNAc:betaGal beta-1,3-N-acetylglucosaminyltransferase 5b (gene b3gnt5b). Gene Ontology annotation, cellular component: membrane. The transcript is spliced from 3 exons. Lineage: Eukaryota; Metazoa; Chordata; Actinopteri; Scombriformes; Scombridae. Gene Ontology annotation, biological process: brain development. Bases 705 to 1868 code for a protein of 387 amino acids. The record is from RefSeq and is a predicted model, not a curated record.
GUUUUUUUCACAAAACGUAAAUAUGUAUCUACAACAUGUGAAAUGUCAGUGUAGUCAAGUGGGCGGUGUUGCAAGCUGUUGCUCCUGAGCAGCUGCUAGCCAGGCGGCUAACAAUCGAGCCUACAGCUGCAGCAGUCCGGGUUGGGAACACAUAAAGGUUUAAAACAGACUGACCAACCUCACGUACUGAGGGAGAGAGAGAUAGACAGAAAGCAGUUGGGAGGAAAGGAGCUGUGAUGAAGUUUCACUCAGUGUAUGGAAAAGUAAACGGGUAACUUCAACCAGAGAAGAGGAUCUGUGGAGCAGAGAGGACAACUCGGAGAGAAAAGAAGACUGUCGCUGCCUCUCUGUCUUGGAUUCACACACAGAUAUUUUAUUUUUCCGAGCUUCGAAGUGACAGCCUCAUGGGUGAAAGAUGAAUGUCCAGCCGCUGGGUGACUGUGAGCGUGUGAGGGAUUCUUCUGCGAUGGAGGACGUUUCCCAGCAGAUCCAGUGACUCCCACCACCACCUUAUGCCUCCUGCUGAAUGUGGAAAGCCUAGGAUGGAAGACCCACCAAGUGCUGCACUGAGGCACUGGAACAACACUCUGAACCUCCACCACCUCUGCCACAUUGCCUCCUCCUCACACGCUGAUAAAACCAGCUGCUUCACCACCAUCACCAACCAGACAGGGACCACCGCCACCGGGUGACAAGAUUCCAGGAUGUUUGUGAAUUUCCGCCGGAUACGAAAAUGCCAGUGUGUGCAGCUGAUGACCACCUGCCUGGUACUGUCAGUGGUGAUGGUUUGCUGGGAGCAGCUCGACAACAGUGUCGUCAGCCAUGUCAAGUCCUACUCCUACCGCUACCUGGUGAACCGCUUCGCCUACAUCAACAAGAGCCUCACCAUCCCACGUGAGCAGGCCCGGAGCUUCAGCAAUUUCCGUUACCUGCUGGACCAUCCAGAUAAGUGCACCGGCAAGGACGUCCUCUUGCUGCUCUUUGUCAAAACAUCCCCAGAGAACAUUGAGAGGCGUAAAGCCAUCAGAUCCACCUGGGGUAAUGAGACCUACAUCCAAAACUCCCUGGGAGUGACAGUGAAGGUGGUGUUCGCCUUGGGAGCGCCUCAGACCAAAAAAGACGAGCCCUCCUUGAGCAAGAGGAGCAGGGUCGGUUUUCAGGAGCAGCUCAUCCACGAGGACGGUCUCCAUGGCGAUUUGAUCCAACAAGACUUUUUAGACUCCUUCCACAACCUGACACUGAAGCUGAUCCUGCAGUUCCACUGGAUGCACAGCCGCUGCGCCCACGCCCGCUUCCUCAUGACCGCUGACGACGACAUCUUCGUUCACAUGCCCAACCUGGUGAGCUACCUGCAGGACAUGAGCAGCAGAGGAGUCACAGACUUUUGGAUUGGUCGAGUGCACAGAGGGGCGCCACCAAUCCGCAGCAAGGACAGCAAGUAUUAUGUGUCCUUUGAGAUGUACCAGUGGUUGUCUUACCCUGACUACACAGCUGGGGCGGGGUACGUGGUCUCCAGGGACGUAGCGGACAAAAUCUAUCAAGCCACGCUGACCCUGAACGCCUCCCUUUACAUAGAUGAUGUGUUUAUGGGUAUCUGUGCCAAUGCUAUCGGUGUGUCACCGCAGGAGCACCUCUAUUUCUCAGGGGAGGGCAAGGCGCCCUACCACCUGUGUAUCUAUGACCAGAUGAUGACGUCACAUGGUCAUGUGGAGGAUAUCUAUGACCUGUGGAAGGCGGCGACACACCCGCAGGUGAAACAGAGGACCUCUGGACUCAUAGGGAGGCUGUACUGCACAGCUGUGAAAAUGGCACUGCUUUGUAAACCCUACUAUUUCAACACCUACCCCUGCAAGGCAGCCUUUUUGUAGUAUUAUUCAGGUUUGUGUGUGUCAGUGUUUGAAAGAGAGAGAGCGCAUGUGUCAUCAAUCAUAAUGAAGUAAGGAUCAUCGCUGCGAAUAUUACCUCAGUCCUUUCAGUCGGACACCCAUGUCUGUCAGAACACUGGAGUGUGUGUUGGGUGUUGCGAGACACAAAGAGACCAGACGAUUGAUGUCUGAUACUGUUAGUGUGAGAUCACCAACGCAUCACUGACCUCUGGCCUUGGGCGUUUAGUAAUGUGACAACACUGGCUUUGCAUUGACAGCAGAAUGUGUUGAAAAUAGGUCCUGAAAAGAUAUUGUCCCAACCUCACUCACAAAUGGGAUUUUAAAUCAACUAACUCAUUUGUUUUUGCAUGUCAGUCAGUCAAUUCAGAGAGUACUUCCUCCCUAUCUUGGAUUUCCACUGCUGUGAUACACAAAACAGUUGCAAAAACAUUUUCCUAUCAUGAAUGCCACCUCUAUCACCGGCAAAUACCUGUUGAAUUACUUUAUUCAAACUAUCUAUAUACUUACAGGAUGGUUCUAAAAUAAUGACGCAAAGCAGAAGUAACACAUUUGGACUUCCUUAUGUGAGUCAAAAUAUAUAGUCGGUCAGUGACCUGUCAGAUCUAAAAAUGUCCACACGUCAUGAAGUGUAAAAUUCCAAACAGUGAGAUAAACUGUAGAAUAGAUGUGUAAUUGAACAGGCUUUAGAAACAGUUCCUGUGUUCAAAAUUAUAAUGAUGAAGUGUGGGUUCUAAAUUGAACUUCAUUGAACUUCAUAAAAUUCAUCUUUUUUAUGUAACUGAAAUUGUGAAACAUGUUUUUUAAUUAAAUAAAAUCUCCACUCUGUUCUCAGUGGUGUAAAAGAGUUUCAAA